This is a messenger RNA of Ascochyta rabiei, 969 nucleotides long. RefSeq lists its product as uncharacterized. The record is from RefSeq and is a predicted model, not a curated record. NCBI's taxonomy places the organism in Eukaryota, Fungi, Ascomycota, Dothideomycetes, Pleosporales, Didymellaceae. Gene Ontology annotation, molecular function: structural constituent of ribosome. The coding region runs from base 1 to 969 and encodes 322 amino acids. Gene Ontology annotation, cellular component: mitochondrial large ribosomal subunit; ribosome. The transcript is spliced from 2 exons. Gene Ontology annotation, biological process: translation.
AUGCCACCCCGGGCACCUCUUAAUUGGGGCUCUUUGCCCCUCUUACCUGCCGCAACGCGUACCCUCGUUCCACUCGCCCACCAAAAUGCCGCCACCUUUGCGCUCUCCUACACAUGCGUUCGCGGCAUCAAAUCAACGUUCGGCCCCAAACCAGACCGCUUCGCACACCACCCCAACAAGCCCGCACUGAACAGCACAUCCACUGCCGCCCUCGAACGGAAAGCGCACUCGACACCACUCCGCACUGGCCUGCUCGCCCUGAAGCGCGGCAUGACAGCGCUCUACGAUCCGGAGACAGGGAAGCGCACGCCCUGUACCGUCCUGCAAGUCGACCGUAACGAGGUCGUUGCGCACAAGACGAGAGAGAAGAAUGGGUAUUGGGCUGUGCAGAUUGGCGCGGGGCAGAAGGAGCCAAGGAACGUUACAAGGCCGUUGUUGGGACAUUUUGCGCAGGCGGGAGUGAGUCCUAAGAGACAUCUUGCCGAGUUCAAGGUCAAGGACGGUGCCGGCUUGGGUUUGAGUAUUGGGGAGAGCGUGGGUGCAAAUUGGUUCGCUGCUGGACAGUGGGUUGACAUCAAGGGCAUUUCGAGGGGAAUGGGUUUUGCUGGUGGUAUGAAACGUCAUGGCUUCAGCGGUCAACCUGCAUCUCACGGUAACUCGCUCACCCACCGCGCUAUGGGUUCCGCCGGAGGAUCGCAAGGAUCCGGUUCGCGUGUAUUGCCAGGAAAGCGCAUGGCUGGAAACAUGGGCAAUGAGAGCGUUACCGUCAAGAAUCUGAAAGUGCUGCAGGUUGACGAGACGAACGGUUUGAUUGUCGUUACAGGCUGCGUGCCGGGACCCAAGAACCAGAUCCUGAAGGUGCAGGAUGCGCUCGGGAAACCCUGGCCGAAGGGCCCUAUGAGUAACGCGGAGCUCGCGCCGAUUGCCGAGGUUGCUGAGCCAGUCGAGGGUGCUACGGCGACAGCCUAA